Messenger RNA from Cuculus canorus (common cuckoo), 6737 nucleotides. RefSeq names its product glycerophosphodiester phosphodiesterase domain containing 5 (gene GDPD5). Gene Ontology annotation, molecular function: glycerophosphodiester phosphodiesterase activity. Gene Ontology annotation, biological process: lipid metabolic process; positive regulation of neuron differentiation. Lineage: Eukaryota; Metazoa; Chordata; Aves; Cuculiformes; Cuculidae. The record is from RefSeq and is a predicted model, not a curated record. The transcript is spliced from 17 exons. The coding region runs from base 233 to 2032 and encodes 599 amino acids. Gene Ontology annotation, cellular component: plasma membrane.
CCAGCCCCCGCCCCGCUCCGGGAGCGGAGCUGCGGGCACGGGGACACGGCGGUGCCACCUCGCUCUGCUUCUCCUCGCUGUCCCCAUCUCACCCUCUGCCAGGGGACGCUGCCGGGGCGCGGGUCCCCCCUCCCUCGGGGCUUGGCGACCUGGAGGAUUUCCCGGUGGCAGCAGGGCGCUCCCAGGACCUGAUGGAUUUCUGAUACUGCUUUCCUGAGGGGCUGGAAGGAGCAUGGUUAAACACCAACCGCUGCAGUACUAUGAGCCACAGCUAUGUUUGUCCUGUCUGACAGGGAUCUACGGCUGCCGCUGGAAACGAUACCAGCGGUCACAUGAUGACACCACCAAGUGGGAGCGCCUCUGGUUCCUUAUCCUCACCUCAUCCUUCUUCCUGACCCUGGUCUGGUUUUACUUCUGGUGGGAAGUUCAUAACGACUACAAUGAAAUCAACUGGUUUUUAUAUAACCGAAUGGGAUAUUGGAGUGACUGGUCCAUUCCAAUACUUGUAACAACUGCUGCUGGCUUUACGUAUAUUACAGUGUUAUUGAUACUAGCACUAUGUCACAUAGCUGUGGGACAGCAAAUGAACCUGCACUGGUUUCACAAGAUUGGCCUGAUGACGACCUUGAUAACAACUGUGGUGACCAUGUCAUCAAUAGCACAGCUUUGGGACGACGAAUGGGAGAUGGUAUUUAUUUCACUGCAAGCCACAGCUCCUUUCUUGCACAUAGGAGCACUUGCAGCAGUCACAGCCCUGUCAUGGUUGAUAGCGGGGCAGUUUGCACGGACGGAAAAAGCCACUUCUCAGAUGCUGAUGUUCACUGCAUACCUUGCAGUUGUAGUUGCACUUUACCUCGUCCCCCUCACCAUCUCAUCCCCUUGCAUAAUGGAGAAGAAGGCUCUGGGACCAAAGCCAGCCAUUAUAGGUCACCGUGGUGCACCGAUGUUGGCACCAGAAAACACUCUGAUGUCCUUCCAGAAGGCGAUGGAGCAGAAGAUAUAUGGAGUCCAAGCUGAUGUUGUAUUGAGCUAUGAUGGAGUGCCAUUUCUGAUGCAUGACAGAACACUCAGGAGAACAACAAACGUGGAGGAAUUGUUUCCAGAGCGGGCCUAUGAACACUCCUCCAUGUUCAACUGGACUGACUUGGAAAAGCUCAAUGCUGGAGAGUGGUUCCUGCAGAAUGACCCUUUCUGGACCGCAGGAUCUCUUUCGAAGUCUGACUACUUGGAAGCUGCCAAUCAGUCAGUCUGCAGGCUGGCAGAUAUGCUAGAGGUGAUCAAGGACAACAUGUCGCUCAUCCUGAACUUCCAGGACUUGCCACCAGCUCAUCCCUACUACAAUACUUACAUCAACAUUACCCUGGAAACCAUCUUGGCAUCAGGAAUUCGACAACAGGCUGUGAUGUGGCUGCCAGACAUUGAGAGGCAGCUGGUCAGACAGAUUGCACCAGGUUUCCAGCAGACUUCUGACCUCAAGCUGGACGCAGAGCGCAUGAGAGAGAAGGGCAUCGUGAAGCUCAACCUGCGUUAUACAAAGGUCACAAACGAGGAUGUCAGGGACUAUGCCAUGGCGAACCUGAGCGUGAAUCUCUACACUGUGAACGAGCCCUGGCUAUACUCCAUCCUGUGGUGCGCUGGUGUCCAGUCGGUCACCUCUGACAGCUCCCACAUCCUUCGCAAGGUGCCUUUUCCCAUCUGGCUAAUGCCCCCAGACGAGUACCACCUAAUCUGGAUCACGUCUGAUCUCAUUUCAUUUAUCAUAAUUGUAGGAGUUUUUGUAUUCCAGAACUAUCACAUGAUCAGGUGGCGCUUAGGAAGCAUCAGGACCUACAACCCAGAGCAGAUCAUGCUCAGUGCUGCUGUUCGCCGGUCCAGCCGGGAUGUCAAGAUCAUGAAGGAAAAGCUUAUCUUCUCAGAGAUCAACAAUGGCGUUGAGACCACGGAUGAGUUGUCUCUUUGCUCCGAGAAUGGCUAUGCCAAUGAGAUGGUCACCCCCACGGAUCAUCGGGACACCAAGCUGCGGAUGAACUGAGGCUCCAGUCCAGCUCUGGCACGUGGCUGCCCUUGUGUUCGCUCCAGCAGUGAGAGCCGUGCUCUCCUGCUUGCUGCGGGAUGGGAACCUUUAAGGAACUGCUGGCUGGGCAGAGACCCCUUCCCACACCCCAUUACUGGCUACUUCACCUCCCUGGUUGUGAGGUUGGGGGGCCUAUUUUUGUAAAUAUGUAGAAAACCUGAUUUUUUUGUUCUUUUUUUUUUUUUUUUCCCCCCCCCGAGUGUAAUUUUUCCAGGGCAUGAGUGGAAAUACUGUGUUCAUUAAAUCCGUGUCCUUAUGACUGGAGUUAUUUGAAUCUUGAUGUGACAGCCUGAGUCCCCUUGCAGGGUUCUGGGAAAACCACAUUGGAUGUGUCUCCCCGUUCUUCCCCUUGCCCUCCUCCCCUCCUUCCCUUGGUGCAGCGACUGUGUAGCUGAACUCCGUAUGUUGUGAUGUUCUUGUGAAGUGUUAGUUUUGUUAUGUUUUGGGUGUUUUUUUAUUUCUUUCCCCUUUCCCCCUUUCCUGGGCAAUGAAGUUUUAGCUCUAAUGCAACAGGAGGCUGUUUGGAGGAGAGAAGCUUUCCUGUGAGAGGAGGUAGCACUGCUCUUCCCGGCUGGCGUUCAAAGCCAGGGAAAGACUGCACUGGCUCAGUCACUUGGGCACCUUCUCCCUGUCCUGUCCUCCUUCCCCAAAGCCUGGAGACUUUGAGGGGAAUGGCCGUCUCAAAAUGUCUUUCUGCAGUCUUGAAGGCAAAUUCUGAGUGUUGGCUGUGGAUUGGCCUCUGUUGGCACCAAUGUUUUGAUUUUUGAUAUUUUUUUCCCCCUUUUUAUUUCUUUCUAUUUUCUCCCUGAAUUGGGCUCUUUCAGGAGCUCAGGUGGCUUGCAAAAAGCAAUGCCAUAGGUACCAUCACCACUCAGAUCUGGCUAAAGUGCCUGCUGCUGCAAGUGGCAUUUGCAGUUUCUCCUUUGCUUCUUUAUCCUUGCACCCAUAUAGGAAGAGGAGGUAGUGGUAUAGCGUGAGCGUUCCUCUUCUCUGGGCCAAGGAAGAUGCCCAUGGAUGAAGGAGUUGUAAAUGGUUGGGAAGGUGGAGCAGCCCCAGAAUGUAAUUUAUUCCUGCAAGGAGACCUUUUCUCCUUGCUUUAAAAGCAGGAUCUUUAAAGCUGUGUGUUCCUGUCCUCCAAAGAAGUGACAGCCUUGCAGCAGAUGCUGACAGGCUUAUGAAGGCAAGAGCUCUCAUCAGCCUGUUUCCAAUGCAAUGUUUCCAAUGCUUUAAACCAAAAUCCUAGACUAGUGGUUAAAAAAAAAAAAAAAAAGCAAACCCAGAAACAAAGUAGAUGACUGUUGCAUUUAUCCCCUCCUUGAAGUGGCUCUCAGUCAGCCCAAGGAUAGUUUCAGCUCUCUGCUCUUGACCUUCAAGGCCUCAUGGAGAAGAGCCUAGUUUUGGAUCACUUUGCUGUUCACAUGGAGCCAGUUCCCAAGGCAGCUGAAGCCAGCUGGAAGGCUGCUGGAGCUGUGAAUGGGUCUUGGCUCAGUCCCUGUGGCCUUCUGAUAUUAGGUUGCUCCCUUUCUUGCUGGACCUUGGUUGACACAAUGUGCAAUGUGAAAAAUCCCAUGGAGCGCAAGCUUCUUUUGAAGCUUGGUGUGCACUGGCUUGAAAGCAAUGAUGGGACCAUCAAAGUUGUUUCCUGGACGAACGGGAGCUAAUGCUGAGUCUUUGGGCAUUGGCCAAGCUGGGUUAUAGAGCUCACAAACAACUGUGAGAAGGCACCUUGCAGACAGGAGAAUGACCUGAGGGAUGCUGACGUGCAUCAAAUUUGACACCCAAAGCAGACUUGGAAAGGCCAGAAAUAAGCCAUGAUAAAAACUUCCUUGAAUAGUUUCUUCUUGUCUUGGCAGCACUGAACUGCUCUAGCUUUUUUUAAGUAAUGUUUUGAAACAUUAAUGUUUAAAUACAUUUUCCAGUAAUGUUUUGAAACCUAAGGUCUUGGACUUAGUGUAUAAGAACUGGGGGCAAAAGCGGCCAACUUAGCUGUGUCGAAGAGAAUUACCCCUAUUGAUAAUGAAAAUAUGAAUUGUGAUGCUUUAAUAAGCACACAAUUGGAUGCAAAUCAAGACUUUAAUUCCUUUGCAUCUACCCUGGGUUUUUAAGAAUGUAGGUGGAAUACGACCCCAGUCCAUGCUCUCUUCCCUUCCCCAAAUACUGUCUUUGUUUAUGGUACUCUCUCAAGUCUGUGAAAUGGUGUGAUAUUUUUUCUGCAGAAUUGCAAGAUUUCAGUGGAUUUGAAAGCUUUUGAGAACAAAGUCGCUUCUCUCUUUAAUGUGGUGCUGUAUAGAAACAUUCCUAGUGGAUUGUCAUUGCCAAGUGAGAGAUGUUUAAAUCUCAGCAUCUGUUGAUAAUCACCUGCAUGUUCUGUUUUUAUCCUUGGAGAUGGCUUUAUUGAAAGGUCAAGUGCUUAAAAGCUUAGAAUGUUGAAAGCAAUCCAACAAAAAGUUGUUUUCACAGUUCACUUUUUUCUUUUUUUUAAUGAUGAGACCCAAACUUUAUGCGUAAUGCACUGAUGGUUAUCAUUAUCAUCCUGAGUAUUUACUUUUCUUUUUUUAAAGGAUGAUACUUUUUUGAUGAAGAUAGACCUAGACCAAAAUAAACUCUGCGAUGCUCUGUGAAAUAAAUUGUCGGUAUUCCCCUGCCAGUCUGUGACGUCGUGUGUUCUGGGAUUGCUUGCAUAAUGAGGAUGCUUUGAUUUUCUCCCUGUGUUCCUGCUUUUUCUUGCUUCAUGAGGAAGCUAAAGGUCUGACCAGAGGGAGAUGUGUAGAGCUGUCCUUCUUGAGGUUGGUAUAGUUGUAUUACAUCUCCUCUUGAUGACUCCAGGCUGAGUGGUGUGGUUGACAUGCUUGAGGGACCUGGACAGGUUUUAGUAGUAAGUAGGCCCACGUGAACCUCAUGAGGUUCAACAAGGCCAAGUGCAAGGUUGUGCAUCUGGGUUGGGGCAACCUCUAUAAAUAUGGGCUGUGUGAGGAAGGGAAAGACUUGGGGGUACCGGUGGAUGGAAAGUGAGCAUAAGCUGGCAAGGUGCGCUCACAGCCCAGGUGGCCAACCGUAUCCUGGGCUGCAUCAAAAGAAGCAGGGCCAGCAGGCUGAGAGGUGAUUCUGCACCUCUACUCCACUCUGGAGAGACCUUGCCUGGAGUAUUGUGUCCAGCCUUGGAGCCCUGAGCACAGGAUAAGUAUGGGCCUGUUGGAGUGGGUCCAGAGGAAGCUACAAAAGUGGUUGGAGGGCUGGAACACCUCCCCUGUGAAGAAAGGCUGAGAGUUGGGGUUGUUCAGCCUGGAGAAGAGGAGCUCUGGGGAGACCUUAUUGUGGCCUUUCAGUACUUAAAAGAUGGUUUAUAAAGAAGAUGGGGACAGGCUUUUCAAUAGACCUGUGGCAACAGGACAGGGGGUAAUGGUUUUAAUAUAAAAGACAGUGGAUUCAAACUAGAUAUAAGGAAGAAAUGUGUUACGAUGAGGGUGGUGAAACGCUGGUACAGGUUGCCCAGAGAGGUGGUAGAUGCCCUAUCCCUGGAAAUAUUCAAGGUCAGGUUGGACUGGGCUGUGGGCAACCUACUCUAGUUGAAGAUGUCCUUGCUCAUGGCAUGGAGUAGAUGACUUUUAAAGGUCUCUUCCAAUCCCAACUGUUCUGUGAUUCUACAGUUCUCCCCUAUGUGGGUUUUACAAGACAGUAGCUGAAAAGCAGUCAUACAGAGAGGAGGCAACUGUGCAGACCUGAGUCUUGAAUAGUAACUCUGGAAUUUUUUUUGGUGUUUGUGGCCACUCAGGGACAAUGAUGUGCCCACAGAAUUGAUCAGGCAGCAUUUUUAAACCAAACAAAUGGGAGGGCAUUUAUUUUUAACAUACAAAGUCAUUGCCCCAGAGUGCUGUGAAGACCAAAAGCCAUAAGCAAGUUUGAAGAGGAGUAAGUGGCUCAUAUGUCCAUUAGCACUUAUUAAACUCAUGAGCCUGGAUGGAAGAUACAGCUUGGGAAGUCCCUGAGCAGUUCUUUGCUAAAUGUUUAUAUUAAAUGAAAGGCUUGCUUGGUGCUUGCUCUAUUUUUCCAUUCUUUACCCUAGGAUCUGCUUCCAGCUGCAGACAGAAUGCUUUGGGUGAGAAGGGCAUCUCAUCUGGGUCAGUGUGGGAUUGUUCUUUGUUAACAGCUGUUUUCUCCAGCCUCUGCGUGGGUGCAUUUAACAUAUAGUUUAAAGGGAUUAAAGUAAAUACAAUGCUUUCUCACCGGUUGAUGAUGGGUAAUGUGUACUGUGACAUGAAUUUGACUGGUUCUGAGAAUACUAUUUGAGUGUGAAAUAUAAAAAUGCCCGUAGGGGGAGGGGUAGAGCUCCUAAUAUCUAUAACAUUGAAUAAUCUUUAACAGGGCGCUGUUAUUGCUGUACCCUGGGGGAAGAUAUUGAAAGCUUGAAAGGAGAGACGCGAGAGUCAUGUAGGCUGUCUGUUGUUCAAAUAAAAGAGCUAAGGAUUGGUUUCUGGCUCUAAGCCUGAGUGGCUUGGGACAGGCAAUGUUGCACUAUUUAACUCUUUUUCUUCCUCUUUAAAACUGCCCUUAUAUAAGAGCUUAGUCGUGCAGCUGGGAUAGUUCUCAUAGUAUCUGGGAAACCCUUCCAGCCCUUUCAAUUCAUUAGUAAAUUCAUAGUCCUGGGAUCUGAGAGGUGAUGCUG